Messenger RNA from Durio zibethinus, 1529 nucleotides. The record is from RefSeq and is a predicted model, not a curated record. Lineage: Eukaryota; Viridiplantae; Streptophyta; Magnoliopsida; Malvales; Malvaceae.
CUUUCUAUUCAAUGUGGAUACACCACAUUCUAAACUACCAACAACUAUUUGAAAAGUAUCAAGGUGAUCUUCAUUGCCUGGUUGAUGGAAGGCAAAACACAGCGCUCCAUAUUCACUCCAGAACCGGAGGACGCCAGGUAGUCAAAAAUGUUAUCGACAAGUGCCCAUCACUGCUACUGCAACCCAAUGCCAAAGGAGAAAUUCCAUUGCACGUAGCAGUUAGACAUGGUCAUUCUGAUAUAAUCAAAUUCCUUAUUGAACGCGCCAAAGUAUUGGAGCGUGAAGACCUGGAGAAAGCGUUGGAAGCAACCGGGAAGAAGCAGAUGCUGGGAAUGGCAGAUAAGGAGGGAAAUACUGCUUUGCAUAUGGCAGCUGAAAGUGCUAACCAUGAUGUGGUGCGACAACUGGUGGAGGAAUUAGAUCCUGACUUUUCAUCCUCUGCUAAUAAACGCGGUGAGACUCCAAUCUACAUAGCUGCCAAGGGAAGCAAUCCUUCGGUGUCUGAGAUAUUGAAUAAUUGCAAAUCAAUGGAAUGUGGCGGCCCUGAUGGUAGAACUGCUUUGCAUGCAGCAACCAUGGUCAGGAAGGAAGCCGAUCCAUCUACUGCUUAUAUAACUGAUAAAGAGAGAGGGACGACGGCUCUUCAUAUGGCAGCUUGGAUUGGCUGCACAGACAUAAUGGAAGACAUUAUCUCCUACUGUCCAGGUUGUUGUGAAAUUGUGGACAAAAGAGGAUGGAAUUUUCUUCACUUUGCAGUCGUUUCUUUAAAACCGAGAGAAUUAAAGAGAUUCUUAUUUGAUGAUAACAAUAAGAUUAAGGAUUUACCAGUUAGAAAUCUUAUAGAUGAAAGGGAUAUCAAGGGGAACACGCCUUACCAUGUCCUGCUUUUUAGGAAUUGUUAUAGUGCUAAAGAUUAUGGAAAAGUUAUUCGUAUUUUUAAACUUCAUGGAUCCGAAGGACGUUUCCACCCAUAUUCAAGUCUAGAAUCGAAGAUUAUGGAAUUUAUGAAAGAUAUAGCUAAUAAUGCAGAAGUGGCGGGGAAACCGGUUCACCGCCACUUCCGUAAGAUUGUGAAGGAGGUGGAGAAGAAGGAUAUUGCCGAACACGAAAUUGACCAAAAAUCUAGGGAGAACCAUUUACUGGUGGCAACGCUUGUAGCAACCGUAACAUUUGCCGCAGCAUUCACAGUACCUGGUGGAUACAAGACUAAGCAAGGCACUGCGACCUUGAGUCGUGACUCAGCUUUUCAAGCCUUCAUUAUAACAGAUACCUUGGCAUUUGUUUCCUCUCUUUUAGCCAUCUUCCUUCACUUUCUCUUUGUGCUUUUCUCUCCGACCAAAUUCUAUGUCCCAGUUCGUUGGAAAAGUCUGGCGGAUUGGUUAACUUUUAUGGCAAUGGCAGCGAUGGUGGUUGCUUUCAGCACUGGUACUUACGCAGUGUUGCAAUCUUCCUUGGGUUUUGCUAUCGCCACUUGUUUCCUUGGCCUCGUAUUCUUUUCCGGUACUCAUCCUCCCAACUCUAACGCCUGA